ACGAAGCUCUUUUGUUUCCCUAUUUAUUAGUUCUACAACUCAUCUUUCGACCUAAAAGAAGCUGUUUGGAAGAGCGUAAAGCCCAAAGCUUUGGGCGAUGGAGAUAUCCUUGAGGUCAUGCCCCACCAUUCGCGCGCCUUCACCUUUGAUCUCAUGCCACGGUUUGCAGGUUCUUCGGUUCCAGAUCGGUGGGAAAUCCCCCGCUUGCUUUCUUAAUCGAUCCAUUUUUCGCCGAAAUUCAUCUCGGGCCAGAUCAAGUUCUGCUGCUGAGUUGCAUGGAUCCAAGAGCACUCUUGAAUCUUUAUUCUGUUAUGAUAAAGCCAUUCCAGAGGAGAUAAUUGAUAAACCAGUUGGUUUGUCCCUGAGCAAAAAAGAAAUAGGAAGCAAUCCCCCCUGCAUAGACUGUCAAGAAAAAGGUGCAAUUCUGUGUGCCACUUGCUCAGGUUCUGGAUUAUAUGUUGAUUCAAUUCUGGAGAGCCAAGGAGUCAUUGUGAAAGUUAGGUGCCUAGGCUGUGGGGGAACUGGAAAUAUCAUGUGUACAAGAUGUGGAGGGCGAGGUCAUCAUGGUUUAAACUAAGCUGAUGGUCCUGCUAGUGAAUUAUGUGAUUCAGAAACUAUUAUGCGAAUGCUAAGUGAUCUUGUCUAGAUUGGAUGGGUUUUUACAGUUCAAAUUGUGUUGCUGCACUUUUGUUAGGGUGUGGCUUCACCUUGUUUUGUAUCAUGAUUAUGAUUGUAUGACACUGGAUCAUCAAUUGUGUAAUUUGAAGCAACUUUCACACACAACAUUGUAAGCAUAUGUGGUAUAUGAAAUUUAAGUCAAGCUAGUUGUAUGAUUACUCAGCAACUGAGUUUGAGAUAUGUUCAAUCA
Dioscorea cayenensis subsp. rotundata (Guinea yam) is the source of this 868-nucleotide messenger RNA. RefSeq lists its product as uncharacterized. Bases 98 to 577 code for a protein of 159 amino acids. Lineage: Eukaryota; Viridiplantae; Streptophyta; Magnoliopsida; Dioscoreales; Dioscoreaceae. The transcript is spliced from 4 exons. The record is from RefSeq and is a predicted model, not a curated record.